AUGAGGUUGCCCUGGGUUGCAAGGCGGAGGAAGCCCACAAGCGAGCAGGCGGCGCUUGAGCGGGAGAAGAGUAAGGAGCGGGAGUUGGAGUUAGAGAAGGGGAAGGAGAAGGAGAACUUGGGUGAAACUGAUGAGGCCAUGGAUGAUGCGGAUGGCGACGCUGAUGCGGAAGGGGAGUUGGAUGAAGAGGAGGUGGAUGUUAGUCCUCCGCUGGUCACUAAGCGCGCUGCGACAGUUGGCGCUGUGGCGGGUAGGAGGAAGCCAUCAAAGACUCCUCGCACUGUCGCGCCAGUAGUGCAUCCUGUCCCUUGCGCUUGGUGCGUGAAGGUUAAGAAGCCUUGCGUCGGCAAGCCAGGCAAUUGCUGCGAACUUUGCAAGGAUGCCCGCAAGAAAUGCGAGUAUUCCACCCACAGGCAUGGAGUCGCAAAGGAGAGGGCUGCCGCUCGCACUGUUGCGGCACAGGUGGUGGUCAAGGCACCUUCCGCUCCCGCUCCAAGUUCCUCUGCGGGGAGGGGUGUCCUUAUCUGCCAUCCUAGGAAAACUCCUGAAGAUGCGACUUCCGCUAAUUUGGAAGAGGAGGAAGAGGAGGAGGAGGAGGAAGAAGAGUUGGUAGAAGACUCACGAAAGUGGAAGUCGUCCGACAGUUGGGAGGUGGAAUCCGACCUCCUGGCGGAUGCUGAUGGUGACGAGGAAGACCUCCACCUGGAAGGUAAAGUGCGGGCGCUAUAUGCCAAAAUUUUGACUAUGCAAGGGAUGCUCAUGGAGAUGAUGACAGAAGUGGAUUCUUUGGUGGUAUGCUGCAAGAAGAGGAGGAGGAUCCAGUAG
Messenger RNA from Suillus subalutaceus, 825 nucleotides. RefSeq lists its product as uncharacterized. The transcript has 3 exons. NCBI's taxonomy places the organism in Eukaryota, Fungi, Basidiomycota, Agaricomycetes, Boletales, Suillaceae. The record is from RefSeq and is a predicted model, not a curated record. Bases 1 to 825 code for a protein of 274 amino acids.